CCCUAAGUUCAUUCUGCAGGUUUGCACAUAAUAACUGGGUUGUUUAACAGACACCAGCAUUUUUUUGUACUUUAGACUCACUAGCUGCAAACAGGCUUGUCGGCAGGAAAACUGAACAGGUUGAAGAAUGGCAGUUCGUCCAGUCCAGAGCAACAUAGAAAAGGUUCCAGACUUUGUCCAUAUGAAUGACCUGGCUUGUGAGUCCACAGGGGCAAAGGUCCUUUUUGCAACAGAUGAUUGGUUUGCAACUGCAGAGAAUCUUUUGAAGUCUGAAGCACCACAAUGGAAGGCACAUGAAUUUACAAACUUUGGCAAAUGGAUGGAUGGUUGGGAAACCAGGAGAAAACGAAUUCCAGGUCAUGACUGGUGUGUUAUCCAGCUGGGUGUGCCUGGAGUCAUCCAUGGAAUUGAUGUCGAUACAUCUUACUUCACUGGCAAUUAUGCUCCUCGUAUGUCAAUUCAAGCAGCAUGCCUAAAAGCCGAUGCAGUUCCGGACCUAAUGCUACGGGGAGAGAGAAUCGGAACUGCUGCUUCAGAGGUGGAAUCUGAAGCCAUUGGGAAGUUGAAAUCGGAGGUCUGGACCGAGUUAGUUCCAAUGACAAUCCUACACCCAGGCUAUGUGGACACCUGCCACAAUUAUUUUCCUGUUCAACAGCAUAAGCGAUGGACUCACAUCCGACUUAACAUGUAUCCAGAUGGUGGAAUUGCACGGCUUAGACUUUAUGGCAUUGGCCACAAUGACUGGACGGCAGUUUCACAGAAGCAAACAGUGGAUUUGGUUGCAAUGACAAAUGGAGGUGUAUGCGUGGGAUUCAGCAAUGCUCACUUUGGACACCCUAAUAACAUUAUAGGCAUUGGAAGGUCUAAGGUUAUGUCUGAUGGUUGGGAAACUGCCCGGAGACUGGACAGACCAGCAGUAUUAAAGGCAGAUGACCAGGGCAUUCUACAGGUACCUGGUUGUGAAUGGGCUAUUUUUAAACUGGGGCAUCCUGGUGUAAUAACACACAUUGAGAUUGACACGAGCCAUUUCAAAGGUAACUUCCCAGAUAGUUGCCUAAUUGAAGGGUGUGGCAUCACACCAGAGGAGGAGAGAAAAUGCAUUGAUGCAGAGUGGAAAAGCUGUGCCAGCUUGAAAUGGAAAAUACUGUUGCCAAUUACUAAGCUGAAGCCACACCAGCAGCACUUCUUCUCCAUCAAAAUGGAAGAUGUUGCAACUCACACACGGCUGACGAUGAGACCAGAUGGUGGGAUCAGCAGGAUGCGGCUUGUGGGACGUCCUUCCCCUCUGCUCCCGGUGAAUCUGUGAAGCCUCUCAAAAUGUAUUGCAAAUUCAUCCCCUUGUUACCGAAUCAGCUUUGCUAGAAGCCAAAUUGUCGUAGUCUGCCAACCUUCCCUCAUUUCCCCGGUGUGCCCUAUAUGGAAUGGAAUACUUUAUUGUCACAUGUGACAAGGCAAGGUGAAAUUCUUUGCUUGCAUACCCAGGGUACACAAAUGGCCGCUAUAUAUGGCGCUGACAAAGUUACAAAGUACCCCAUGCUGGGUCCUCCUUUGCUCUUCCCCCCACUCCCCCUCACGGCGGUUCCCCCUCGCCCUCACCGACUGCCGACCACGGGUCAACCCGCCAAGCUUUGACGCCACUGAGGCCUCAUCACCAUGAGACUUUACCGCCACCACUGAGGCUUCACCACUGCCAAGGUCCCAUCACUGCCGCCGAGGCUAAAAAUGAUUUGUCCCCUGAGUAAAAUGUCCGUCAUACAGCAUAUCAAUCGUGCGACAUUUACUGUAGUUUCUGCAGCUGCAUGUGUUGUGGGAUAUUGAUGCAAUAUAAACGUACUAGCAGACCUGAUCUUGUGUUUCUAAAACAUGUAAAUUAGAGGUCCAAAUCCACAUGCAUAUCUUGGUCAACAUCUGCUCCUCCUUUGCUGAAUUAUUUGAAGGGUUUCAACUUUUCUCUCAGCUGUAAUUCUUGGUUUAGUUAUUUCUUUGCUUUUUAGAAACUUUAGGGAAAAAUUGGUCUCUUUUGGUUAUAAACUAAACUUAAAAUCAACUUUCAGUCCCUAUAAAACAAAACUCAGUCAAAAUAUUUAAUAAUAACCAAGUAUACACAUUCAAUGUCAUAUUAAUAAUGAAAGUAUCAGUUUGCCAGUACACAUUUGGACAAUACCACCGAUAAACAAAUGGCAUUGGUCAGAGGUCUGGAUGGACACUUUGAAAAACAUAUACAACACCUCGAAAGUAAGAUCAAUAAAAUAUAAAUUCUACACCUAUUGCCCACAAAGAAAAUCUGGUUAGGCUUUCACACUGUUUUGUUCUUGUUGGAUAAAAUCAAAAACACAAUUGCUUCCUCAUUGUAUUUUGAUGAGAGAACCUCCUCUGAUUAUUUGUGUCUAUGGUGGUUCCGCAUUCAAAUAGGACCCGGAGGCAUUUAUACCAUGUUGAACACUGACCUCCAUCAACAAGCACAGGAGAAAGCAGCAGACAUUUGCUAUUUGGUUGGUUUGCAGUGGCACUGGCUACAAAUUGAAUAUUUAAAGGGAAUUUAAGACCUUUUGCGUUUAAAUCAGAACCCCCCACACGGUCUGAAUUCUUCAUGGGUUCUCCCUUGUACCUGCUGGAGGCUGGUGUACUCUGGAGACCCCUCCUUCAUCCAUGCGGAGGGGGUGUCAGUACAGGACUGGCCCUCAGUCCGGAAGUGAAAGCAAGGACUUGAGCUUUUUUUGUUUUAAUCCAUCGGUCUCUCUUUGUCUGAUUUAGUCCACCAUUGGAUGUAGUGGCCAGAGUUCUCUGGAAAAAUUUCUCACACUUGGGUAACAUGAUGAAACUCGCUGUACUGGGUGUAAUAUACACAUUUACCAUGUGGUAGCAUAAUGUCCGUGGUGUCACUAUAUGAACAAUAUGCUCAUGUCAAAUUCACUUCUGUAAUUAUAAAGGGGAUAACAUGGGUCAUGGCUGGAUGCAGCUAUCAGAAAACUGUGCAAGUGAAACAAAUCUUAACUGAAUUGUAGCACAUUUCUGCUAAAUAAAAUGAUGUAAUCUUCA
This is a messenger RNA of Amblyraja radiata (thorny skate), 3039 nucleotides long. RefSeq names its product allantoicase (gene allc). The coding region runs from base 128 to 1306 and encodes 392 amino acids. Gene Ontology annotation, molecular function: allantoicase activity. The transcript has 12 exons. The record is from RefSeq and is a predicted model, not a curated record. Gene Ontology annotation, biological process: allantoin catabolic process. Lineage: Eukaryota; Metazoa; Chordata; Chondrichthyes; Rajiformes; Rajidae.